CCCCAGCCCAGCCACCCGGCCAGAACAUCAGCCCCGGGGGGCAGACCCCCUCCAGCCUGCCUCCCGCCAGCCCAGCCCUGCCAGAGCCCCCCCCCCCACAAAGCAUGAAUCUCUUCCGAUUCCUGGGAGACCUCUCCCACCUCCUAGCCAUCAUCUUGCUACUGCUCAAAAUCUGGAAGUCCCGCUCUUGUGCCGGGAUUUCAGGGAAGAGCCAGGUCCUGUUUGCUGUGGUGUUCACCGCCCGAUACCUGGACCUCUUCACCAACUACAUCUCACUGUACAACACCUGCAUGACGGUGGUCUACAUUGCCUGUUCCUUCACCACAGUCUGGAUGAUUUACAGCAAGUUCAAAGCCACUUACGAUGGGAACCACGAUAUAUUCCGGGUGGAGUUCCUUGUUGUUCCCACCGCCAUCCUGGCGUUCCUGGUCAACCAUGAUUUUACCCCUCUAGAGAUCCUCUGGACCUUCCCCAUCUACCUGGGGUCAGUAGCCAUCCUGCCCCAGCUGUUCAUGGUGAGCAAGACGGGGGAGGCCGAGACGAUCACAAGCCACUACUUGUUCGCGCUGGGCGUCUACCGCACGCUCUAUCUCUUCAACUGGAUCUGGCGCUACCACUUCGAGGGCUUCUUCGACCUCAUCGCCAUUGUGGCGGGCCUAGUCCAGACUGUCCUCUACUGCGAUUUCUUCUACCUCUACAUCACCAAAGUCCUGAAGGGGAAGAAGCUGAGCUUGCCGGCAUAGCCCUGGGCCCGGCCAUCCCUCUCCUCGGCGGCCCGCGAGAGGUGGAGGAAGGCAGCAAACAACGAAGAGCCUUCCCGUCCAGGGGUGACUUUUUAAAGAACCAACCUCUCCGCACUCCCUGGCCCCCCUCCUGCCGGGUUUCAGGGGGGCGGUGGAGGACCCAAGUCUUGGGGAGCUCAGGACCUGGGGUGUUUGUGGUUUUUUGCCUUUUAGAGAAGAAAAAAAAAAUCUUUCCACUAUUUAGUUUUUGAUUCUGAUGACUCCUUUCUCUUCUACUCUCUGGCCCCUGAUUUUUAUUAACUGUUUUUGAGUGUCCUGUGGGGUGGGGCAGGGUCGGAGAUCUUUUCCCUCCCCCAAAGCCCCUCGGCUCCCUUGCAGACCCUAACCCCCAGCCCUGCCCGUUGCCAAACACUAAACCUGCACACACCCACCUGUCUGACCUC
This is a messenger RNA of Zalophus californianus (California sea lion), 1186 nucleotides long. Its product is annotated as ER lumen protein-retaining receptor 1-like. Lineage: Eukaryota; Metazoa; Chordata; Mammalia; Carnivora; Otariidae. Gene Ontology annotation, cellular component: membrane; endoplasmic reticulum; cis-Golgi network. Bases 105 to 743 code for a protein of 212 amino acids. The record is from RefSeq and is a predicted model, not a curated record. Gene Ontology annotation, molecular function: ER lumen protein retrieval receptor activity. The transcript has a single exon. Gene Ontology annotation, biological process: protein retention in ER lumen; endoplasmic reticulum to Golgi vesicle-mediated transport.